UGGCCACCUCGCAUUGGUCGCCAUUAGAAUAUAUGAACAGAUGGAAGGAAGCAGGCAAUUGUCUCAUACUCUCAUAGAGGGUGCGAGCAAGGAAUCAGGCAUCGUACGGGGACAUGGGCGACGAUGCGAGGGCGCUGCGGCUGGCCGCCAUCGCGAGGAAGUGGCUGGAGGACCCCCGCGUCGGAUACUCCGGCGAUCUCAACCCCGCCGCCAGCGACAGCGAGCGGCAAGCGCUCAGCUCCAUGGCGAUGACCGGCGCGCGCGUCUCCCUCGCCGAGCCCGGCCGCGUGGUCUGCUCGCUCCGCGUGCGCGCCCCGCUCACCGACGCGGAGGGGAGGUGGCACGCCGGGGCGAUCGCGGCGGCGGUGGACAACGUGUGCUCGGCGGCGGUGUUCACGGUGGAGGGCGCGCCCACGGCCACCGUCCACUACAGCCUGUCCUACUUCUCGCCCGCCCAUCCCAACGAGGAGGUCGAGAUGGAGGGGCGAGUGGUGAGCCGGAAGGGGAAGCUGACGGCCGCGGCGGUGGAGGUGCGCAAGAAAGAGUCCGGCGAGCUGGUAGCAAUCGGGAGGCAGUGGAUGACACCUGCCUGGCCAACCAAGAGCAACAAAAGCAGCAAGCUCUGAAGUCUGAACAAAUGCUCCGGCAACGGCAUGCAUUGCACAGUAGGACCGUGAUGAAUGAAGCAAUCAGUAGGUCAGUACUAUGAACUCAGUCAAUAUUUACACGCUGCGGAUCGUGCCAGGAAAAAGAAAGUGCCGAUCGUAUUCUCCAUCCUAUGAUCAGUUCUAUGGCUCUGCAUCCAAGAACCUGCAGAAAACAACCAUCAGCCACCUGAAGACUGAGUUCGUGCAGUUGUUCAGUUCGUCCAGUUGUUCUACCUUGAUUGGCGCAUCGUCCAUAGGAGUGUAGAGCAGGCUGAGCAGCCGGUCAUGAACUUGCAGGGAGGAAAUCGGAUUCCUUCCCUAGGAUCCUCUUGUUGCCACUGCCCACUUGCCAGAUCGAUUUCCUGUCACCGACAACAGUGAGUGCUCUUUCGUUCGGUUCAUCCAUGCUAGUAGAUUUUUCUUGAAAUUGACGCAGUGCUUCUGAGCAUUUGAACAGCAAAUACAAGAAUACUGCUGUCGUUGCAGCCGCAGAAAAGCUUUGCCGUGCACGAGCGGCAUGGACCUCACGUACUUGUUGGGGUUCAGGAGCUUGCAACUGCAGACACAGAACAAAGCAAACGGCGUGUUGAGUUUUCUGAAGCUCUGAACAUACACAGCCAGCAUCUAUACUACCGAAGGAUCUUGUCGAUC
Molecule: messenger RNA, 1298 nt
Organism: Setaria italica (foxtail millet)
Lineage: Eukaryota; Viridiplantae; Streptophyta; Magnoliopsida; Poales; Poaceae
Product: acyl-coenzyme A thioesterase 13
Exons: 4
Coding region: 114-626 (170 amino acids)
Molecular function (GO): fatty acyl-CoA hydrolase activity
Source: RefSeq, a predicted model, not a curated record